Ceratosolen solmsi marchali is the source of this 1931-nucleotide messenger RNA. Its product is annotated as E3 ubiquitin-protein ligase RNF13. The record is from RefSeq and is a predicted model, not a curated record. NCBI's taxonomy places the organism in Eukaryota, Metazoa, Arthropoda, Insecta, Hymenoptera, Agaonidae. The transcript is spliced from 7 exons. Bases 1 to 1377 code for a protein of 458 amino acids.
AUGCUCAAAUGUUUUAAUAGAUUAGUACAAUUAUGUUUUAUGAUAAUUAUUAUUUAUGCUGGCUGUGGAAAAACUGAUAUUUUAGUAUUCUCUGCAAAAAAUAGUCACAAAAUAGAACAAGAAUUUCGUGAUAUACCUGCAAGAUUUGGUGAUAUUAUACCAACAGAAGGAAUUAAAGGUUUAGUUAUUUAUUCCAAUCCUUCCACAGCAUGUCAGGAUAUAAAAACUCCACCAAAUAGAACUGAAUAUUCUAGCUACAACUGGAUAGUAUUAAUUGCCAGGUUGAAUUGUAGUUUUGAAAUUAAAGUUAGAAAUGCCCAAAAAGCUGGUUAUAAUGCUGUAAUUGUACAUAAUGUUAAUAGUAAUGAUUUAGAGCCAAUGUCAGUUAAAGAUUCAACAAAUAUAAGUAUUCCAUCAGUAUUUGUUAGUGAAUUUACUGGCUCAUUUCUCAAAGAUGUUUAUUCCUAUGAGGAAGGAUACUUUGUUCUUAUUAAUGAUCUUCCACUCAAUUUCAACACUCAUCUUUUAUUACCAUUUGCUAUUGUUGUUGGCAUUUGUUUUUUAGUCAUAGUUAUUUUUUUGAUUGUUAAGUGUAUUAAAGAUAGACGUAGACAGCAGAGACAUCGAUUACCAUAUUCAAGCUUGAAAAAAAUUCCAACGCACAAAUAUACAAAAGGUGAUCCAUAUGAAACAUGCGCCAUUUGCUUAGAAGAUUACGUAGAGAAUGAAAAAUUACGAGUUCUUCCAUGUGCACAUGCAUAUCAUACAAAAUGCAUCGAUCCUUGGUUGACGAAGAAUCGUCGUGUUUGUCCUGUCUGCAAGCGCAAGGUUUUUGCUGCUGAUGAACGUAUUGAGACAGAUUCUGAAAGUGACUCGGACGUUGAUGACUCAACACCUCUUAUACGCGAUGGUACUCGAUCCGGAACACAAGGUGGAACCUUUGCUCAUCAACCAGAAAAUCCUUUCUGGAGACAUUUACACUUAAAUCAACAACAUCAUCAGAGGCAUGAUUCUCAAAGCUCUAACAGCAGCUAUUAUUCAACGGAUCGACCAGUUCUCAACGUAAUUGAAAGUGGACAAACUGAAACAGAGGUAGAUGCUGACAGCACAAAUAAUAUUGAUGCCACAUCAUGGACAGUCUUUCUUGUUUCAGAUUCUCAUAGUAUAAACGGUGAGGUACCAGAUAUUGAAAAAUCUGUUAGUAGUACUAAUCCGUAUACAGUGAAUUUAUCAACAGACGCUAAUGAACAUUGUGUUUCACAUAUCAACCAUUGUCUGGUAGAACAACAUGCAAGGACUGUUUCUAGACCUAAUGUUAUUGGUUCAUUAGGACUAUCUAUGGUAUCUCAAACAUGUGAAGAAGCUGAUAUAAUAUAAUUUUGUUUAAAAUCUUCCUUUAAGGAAGGAUUAGGUCUUUCAUUCAAUCACACAAUAUAAAUAAAUUAAUCAAUUGGAUCAAUUGGCAUUUAAUGACUUACAGGUCUGAUAUUCAUUGACCAGAUAUGUCUUGUAUCAAAAGGCAUUCGGUGUAUCUUAUAAAUUAUGAGAUCCAGAAAAAGAGACUGGAGUUUUGUAUACUUCGAAAUAUAAAAAUAAAUUUUUAUUAUUUAAAAAGUUAUGCAGAGCUGGGAUAGUUACCAAUCUGCAAAGCAAAUAUGUAUCACGUAGUUUUUAUUUUGCUUUCUUUUAAAGUGAUAUACCUACUUUACAGUACUAUCGCAUUUCACUUAAUGUAUAAACAAUGAACGUUUUGAAAAAUAAUUGCGAUAAUUUGUUCGUAUACUAAUGUGAUAUUGAUUGAGAAUGUGAACAUAUUGUUGUAGUAACAUGCAGGCUAAACUUUACAAGAUUCUUUCUCAUAUUAUUCUCAUAAGAAGCAGAAUAAUUCUUUAUCAUAUUAUAAAUAUUAAAGAUUAAGUUUGCUUACUAUG